Chenopodium quinoa (quinoa) is the source of this 1524-nucleotide messenger RNA. RefSeq lists its product as uncharacterized. The transcript has 3 exons. The coding region runs from base 110 to 1096 and encodes 328 amino acids. The record is from RefSeq and is a predicted model, not a curated record. NCBI's taxonomy places the organism in Eukaryota, Viridiplantae, Streptophyta, Magnoliopsida, Caryophyllales, Amaranthaceae.
CUUAUUCCAACUUCACACUAAAUUUCCUCCUAACUUUUUUUCCCUUUUAAAUUUUAAGGUCCCAUCAAAGUAUCUUCGAUUUUCAGGUUGUAUAUUGAAUUAUCUACCAAUGAACAAGUUAUACUUUUUGUUGGUUUUUUCUGUCUUUGUUGCUGUAUUAGAUAUUCAUGGAGUUCAAGGUGGAGCAAUAAUAACUGGUACUGUUUUCUGUGACCAAUGUAAAGAUGGCCAUGUGUCCAUCUUUGAUUAUCCUCUUUCUGAUAUGAAUGUGGCAAUGGUAUGUCCAGGGAGUACUGGGCAGACAGUAGUUGGACAAGAGACUACAAAUAUGAUGGGCAGCUAUACCAUAAGUUUUGGGGGUUCACCUGAUUUAAGCAGCUGUUUUGUUCAGAUCACACCUAAAAAUGGGCCUGACCCAAAUAACAAAUGUGGGGCUGCAACAGGCCCACCCAAAUCAUUAAGGCUAAUGUUUAGCAUGUUUGAUAUGGAGAUGUAUUCUGUUGAUCCCUUGAUUUCUCAACCAGCUCAACCUAUGUCUUAUUGUUCUACUUCUUCACCAUCAUCAUCACCUCCUAAUACUACUCCUGUCUCUUUACCACCACCUACGACUUCAAAUCCUCCACCCGUCUCUCCGGUCACCCCCCCGGCCCCUCCUAAAGCUCCCACGACUCCCGGUUUUAAGCUCCCUCCUAUGUUUCACAUGCCACCAUCGCCUUUCUCACAAAAUUCGGCAUGCUCCAAUGAAUAUUGGAUGAAGCCAGAAUACAAAUGCUACUGGAAAUUAGUGAACCCAGAAAUGCCAGUAGCUCUUGUAUUCGGACCCUUAGCAGCGCAAAAAUAUGGCAAUGACUUAACAUUGUGGUCAGGACUCAAAGGCAAAGGUGACCCUUACAAGACCCUCUUAAGGGAAACUGUAACUGCACUUCUUAACUCCUACAACAGCUUCCAUUUCCCUUACAACGCGAUUCAAGUGCUCCAUAACUUCAACACCGCGAUGACAGGUUCUACUCGUAGUGUUCUUCUCACUGCCUUGAGGUUCAAGAGGGCUAAUUCUGGUUAUGGUCGUGUUCCUUGCAAAUUUCAAGCUUGCAAAUAAUUUAGAAGCUUAUUUACUUGGCUAGCUAUUAAUCCAUAUUUAUGUAUGCUGCUACAUGUAUUUGAUAUAGCUAUAUAUAGUCCUUAAGUUUUAUAUGUUACGAAUUUAUCUAAUAGAUUAUAUAUCAUGUAGAGAUUUAUUUUGGAAGGUACAAGCAAUCAGUUGUUGGUUGUAUGUGUCUGAUUAUCUAUUACUAAUUUAAGAUAUAUAGUAUGCUUUAUUUUGACGUAAGUUAUUGGUAUACUUGAUUUCAACAAUGUUGUGUAUCAUAUUGUUACUCCCUAAAAAGCAAAUUUCUUUCAAGAUAUACAGUAUAAGUAUAUAACACAUUGAUUGGCUACGAGCCCAUCAAAGUAUAACACGUGUUAGUCGUUAUUUUCAAAUGAUGAUGAAUUGCCUACAAUAGUAGGUUUAGCCAUCACCCCCCU